AUGAGCACCUCGCCUUUCCCUGGCACUCACUGGGGGGCCGGUGGUGCUGCCGGGGGUGCCAGCACCCUGCAGAGCAGCCUGACGCAUGUUGAGGCCAAGGCUUCUGGUGGCCUCCGCCUAACACCAUGCUGGGUGUCGGCGAAAAAUGUCCAUAGGCAUCACGCAUCCAAUGCCUUGUGCAAAGCACUUUGCAGGCUGCCACGGCUGCCCUCGUGCCCUGAUGCGCUUUGCGGUGUGACGAUGUCGUUGCACGAUCGCCUUUUGGAAGAAGCUGAGUGGGGUUUGAGGCAGGCGAAGAGAGAGAUGCAGAGGCAGAUGAGGCUGCUGGACCUGCACCUGCGGCAGCUCCAUGAGGAGCUGCCUGCCUCCUGCCCGUGCAGCCCAGCCCCACGCUGCUGCUGCCUGCGCCAGCCCGACCUCCACCCCGGGGAGAGAAGGGCCCUCACCGCAAGGCUGGACGUGGAGCGAGAACUGGGCAGCAUGCAAAGAAGACUUAACAGGAUGUUGAACUCUUCCCAUGAUCACAAGCUUUUGGCUUUGAUGGACGUGAAGGGUUUUGACCCCAAGGAAAUCACUGUAACGGUGAAAGACAGAAAGGUGAAGGUGUUAGCGGAGCACGAGGACGAGCACACCACUGCAAGAGGGAAGGAGUAUAACUACAGAAACAUCACGAGGGAAAUCAGCCUGCCGCCGGGGGUGAGCGAGGACGAGGUGACCUACUCGCUGGGACCGAAUAGCGUUGUGAAGAUCGAAACAGCACACAAGUGCUGCCCUUGUCUCCUGAGCCGCUGA
Messenger RNA from Gavia stellata (red-throated loon), 792 nucleotides. RefSeq names its product outer dense fiber of sperm tails 1 (gene ODF1). The transcript has 3 exons. Lineage: Eukaryota; Metazoa; Chordata; Aves; Gaviiformes; Gaviidae. Bases 1 to 792 code for a protein of 263 amino acids. The record is from RefSeq and is a predicted model, not a curated record. Gene Ontology annotation, cellular component: outer dense fiber.